AUGCACAAUUUUGAGGAUGAGUUAACAUGUCCCAUUUGUUACAGUAUUUUUGAAGAUCCUCGUGUGUUACCAUGCUCUCAUACAUUUUGUAGAAAUUGUUUAGAAAACGUUCUUCAGGCAUCUGGCCACUUUCAUAUAUGGAGACCUUUACGAAUUCCACUUAAGUGCCCUAACUGCAGAAGUAUUAUUGAAAUCGCUCCAAGUGGUAUUGAGUCUUUGCCUGUUAAUUUCGCACUAAGGGCUAUUAUUGAAAAGUACCAGCAAGAAGACCAUCCAGAUAUUGUCACCUGCUCUGAACAUUAUAGGCAACCAUUAAAUGUUUAUUGUCUACUAGAUAAAAAAUUAGUUUGUGGUCAUUGCCUCACCAUAGGUCAACAUCAUGGUCAUCCUAUAGAUGAUCUUCAAAGUGCCUAUCUGAAAGAAAAGGACACCCCUCAAAAACUGCUUGAACAGUUAACUGACACAUACUGGACAAAUCUUACCCGACUUAUUGAAAAGCUAGAAAAAGAAAAAUCUCAUUCUGAGAAAAUGGUCCAAAGUGAUAAGGAAAUUGUUCUCCAUUAUUUUAAGGAGCUUAGUGAUACAUUAGAACAGAAGAAAAAAAUUUUCCUAACUGCUGUCUGUGAUGUUGGAAAUUUGAUUAAUCAAAAAUAUACUCCACAAAUUGAAAGAAUGAAAGAAAUGAGAGAAGAGCAGCUUGAAUUAAUGACACUGACAACAUCUUUGCAAGAAGCAGCUCCACUUAAAUUUCUUGAAAAAGUUGAUGAUGUCCGUCAGCGUGUGCAGAUCUUGAAGCAAAGACCACUUCCUGAGGUCCAACCUGUUGAAAUUUAUCCUCGAGUAAGCCAAGUAUUGAAAGAAGAAUGGUGCAGAACAGAAAUUGGACAAAUUAACAAAGUCGUCAUUCCUGAAAUGAAAAUUUCGUCAAGAAGGAUGCCAUCCUCCUGGCCUGAUAAGGAUGAAAAUGAAUUUUUUAAAAUUUUGAAUAUUGCUAUAGUUACAUUAAUUUCUGUGAUACUGAUAUUGAUACUUUUCUUUAAUCAACACAUAAUCAUCUUUUUAAAUGAAAUCACUUCAAUAUAUUUUUCUGAAGUGUCCCUCUCUGUUUAUCAAAGUUUUUCUAGCAAUGUGUAUGAUUUAAAGGAUAGAUUAUCUCACACUUUAUAUUUGCUGAAGGAAUUCAUGUGGAAAAUAACUUCAUUGAAAAUUCAUAUCUAAAUUACUUAGGCUUAUGCUAUACUGCAGAGAU
Molecule: messenger RNA, 1249 nt
Organism: Orycteropus afer afer
Lineage: Eukaryota; Metazoa; Chordata; Mammalia; Tubulidentata; Orycteropodidae
Gene: TRIM59
Product: tripartite motif containing 59
Biological process (GO): cilium assembly
Cellular component (GO): centrosome; intraciliary transport particle B; cilium
Molecular function (GO): zinc ion binding
Source: RefSeq, a predicted model, not a curated record